Nematostella vectensis (starlet sea anemone) is the source of this 2021-nucleotide messenger RNA. Its product is annotated as probable mitochondrial glutathione transporter SLC25A40. NCBI's taxonomy places the organism in Eukaryota, Metazoa, Cnidaria, Anthozoa, Actiniaria, Edwardsiidae. Bases 216 to 1235 code for a protein of 339 amino acids. The record is from RefSeq and is a predicted model, not a curated record. The transcript has 11 exons. Gene Ontology annotation, biological process: mitochondrial transmembrane transport.
UGUGGAUACACACGUGCUUCAUAAAUAACAUGGCGGUCCGGUGCGUUCGAGGGGAACUUGAAAAUACAGUGGCUCUUGCAAGCUAAAAGCUACUCUCAAGUUUGCGCCAAGAUAUCUCCUCUGUCAAGUUUUUAAAUGAUGAUAAUAAACAGCGAGCCAUCUUUCCUGCCCAAAGAUAUAAUUUCGCAUCUAAAGCUCGUGGAUUCGAGCCCAAAAUGAGUGCAUUGAGAAAUGGAGAUAUUACUCCAGUUCAGCAAAUGACAUCAUCUGGGUCUGGGGCAAUAAUCGUGUCACUCUUCACUACUCCUCUUGAUGUGGUUAAGAACCGAUUACAAGCUCAAGCCAAGGGAACACCAUCAAAUCGAUGUUAUAUUUUCUGUAAUGGCCUAAUGGACCACCUGUGUUUAUGUAACGCUCUCGGUUCUCCAUAUCGGCCCUACCCCCACCCUCCUCAUCCACCUUUCACGUCCUCUAUCGACGCCCUGAUAAAGAUCCCUCGGUAUGAAGGCUUGUCCUCGUUAUGGCGAGGUUUGCCUCCCACAAUGGUUAUGGCAGUUCCAAAUACUGUGAUAUACUUCACCCUUUACGAUCAACUUAAGAUUUCUUAUGGAUUUAAAAAUAAUGAAACAAAUUUAUGGUCUCCAAUGCUCGCUGGUAUAACAGCAAGAACAAUAUCAGUAACCGUGAUUUCACCAAUUGAGAUGAUAAGAACGAAACUUCAGUCAAGAAGUGGCUACAGAUAUAAAGAAUUAGAUAUCGUCAUCAGAGCAGCUGUGCAGCAGGAGGGUGUGUUAUCCCUCUGGCAAGGCCUUGGCCCGACUUUGCUGAGAGAUCUGCCUUUUUCAGCAUUUUACUGGUUUGGCUAUGAGUUUGUAAAAAGCCAGACCCAUGACCCUGGGUUUGGGACCCAUUUCUUAUCAGGAGCCAUCUCAGGACUUUUUGCUGCUCUUAUCACCCAGCCAUUUGAUGUUGUGAAGACACAUCGGCAAAUUGAACUUGGGGAAAUGGAUUUCAAACCUGGGAAAAAUAUAUCAUCCACAGCGUCAAUAAUUGCCAAAUUGUACAAAGAAAAAGGGUUUUCAAGUCUGUUUACAGGCAUAACACCCCGCUUGGUGAAGGUUCCGCCAGCUUGUGCAAUCAUGAUAAGCACUUAUGAGUUUGGAAAGAACUUUUUCAGGAAAAGGAAUCGUGAUAGAGACACUAUGCGUUUGCCAACAAGUGAUCAUUUAAGAUGACCUGGAUGGGUGCUGAAAUCUUGUUUUGCUGACCUCUGUCCCAGCAUUAGCAUUUCUCAGGGGGGGGGGGGGGGGUUGUGUGAAAUAAAGAGAAAAUGAGGGAUGGGCUUGGGGGUAAUACAUUUACAUAUUGGAUGAUUACAAUGGAAAAUUAUGAGAAGUAAUCUUAAAUAAACUACCUGACAUUAAUACAAUCAAACGCUUUCCCAAGUCAUCUGAUUGAAAUGGAUGCAUUCUCACACUUGAUACUUUGAUAGGACGACAAAAUGGCGGCAGUCGAAGGCUCCUGUACUUUUUGUGUAUUCUAGGGGGAUGGUUGAUGCCAGUUAAUAGCGGAUAAUCUAGGCAACUGAUUUCUACUAUGACAAAGAAAUCUGUGAAAAUUUAGCAUUACCUGAUUUUUUUAAACUAUUUAUAGCCAAAUUCGUUGUUGCACGACCUGCCAGAGUCCAAAAUUUCUUUCUUCGUUUGGGAAUAGCACGUAGUCAAUCAAACCAAACAAUCAAAACCAGACAAACCUCCCCCAUAGGUUGUGUCUGACUACGCUCUAUUCCCAAACGAGACAUGGAUUUUGGAUUCGCUGAGGUCGCGCAACAACGAAUUUGGCUGUAAGCAUAAGGAAAGUUCUGUAUUUACUCCUUUAGAUACUGCGUCAUAAUCACAGGUCUGUUUUGGUACCAAGAAAUCACUUUAGAAUGUUGAAACAAAAACACCCUUAUUCUUGUAGUAUAAUUUGUACGAAACUCAACAAAUAAAUAGCAUUGUAUAUUUUUUUUGUGGAAAAAA